CUGCUCCCUCACUCUUUUUCCUCUCUCUCUCUCUCUCUCUCUCUCCACCAUUGCUUCAAGUUCAGCUUCUUCUUGCUCGUUGAUCGACCCACUGCAAAAACGAUACGAAGCCCUAGAAAACCCGCGACUCUGCACACUCUCUUCCUUCGCCGAAAGCUCAAAAAUCUCAACUUUGAUGUUUCCCAAACUUGCCAUCUUCCGUUGAUUCUGCAGAGCUCCAUCACUUUCUGGUGAAACGGCGCAGAAGGAACUGCAAAACCCAAGUGAAGAAACCCUAAAGCACCACCCCAAGAACCCAUCUUUCUUCUGGCUCAAAAGCCUCCACCGCUACAAAGUCCCAUCUUCUUGGUGUGGAAAACCCCCCAAACAUUCUUUGACAUUGCCCCUUGUUUCCAUUGCUCCAUUUUUGCUUUCACAAAAAGAACACUCGCCCCCUCCCCGUACCCUUCUCUCGGCUACUUCAUCUUCUGCUCUGUUUUUUGAAAUAUCGAAAGACAAGCUCGCAAGUUAGAACCCCAACAAUGCCUGUCAUGGAACCUGCAUCACCGUCUUCCUUCCCGACCCUUGUCAUCUUCUUGAUUUUCGCCAAUGUAGUUAUCCUUGUUUCCCCUAAGUCUACCAUAGAGCCCUGCUCGAACUCUGACUCUUGCAACGCCCUGCUCGGCUACACUCUUUACACCGACCUCAAAGUGUCUGAGGUCGCCUCUCUCUUCCAAAUAGACCCCAUCUCGCUCCUCACCGCGAAUGCCAUCGACAUCUCGUACCCUGAUGUCGAAAACCACAUCCUCCCUUCGCAGCUCUUCCUCAAAAUCCCCAUUUCUUGCUCCUGUGUUGAUGGAAUUCGGAAAUCCGUGUCGACCCGGUACAAAACCCGGCCCUCGGACACCCUGUCGUUGAUUGCAGAUUCCAUAUACUCGGGUUUGGUCUCCUCGGAUCAAAUAAGAGAGGCUAAUUCUAUAUCGGACCCCUCGGUGUUGGAUGUGGGGCAGAGCUUGGUGGUGCCGCUCCCCUGCACUUGCUUCAAUGGGACCGAUAACUCGUUGCCAGCAAUUUAUUUAUCAUAUGUGGUGAAGCCUGUAGAUACAUUGGCAGGGAUUGCAUCCAGGUAUUCCACUACGAUUACCGAUUUGAUGAACGUGAAUGCUAUGGGGAGUUCAGCUAUAGAUGCCAGUGACAUUCUUGCAGUUCCGCUGCCAGCCUGUGCUUCGAAUUUUCCAAGGUACUCUUCAGAUUAUGGUCUAAUUGUGCCUAAUGGGAGCUAUGCCAUCACAGCAAGCCAUUGUGUGCAGUGCAGUUGUGGGCCGGGCAAUCUCAAGUUGUACUGCACGCCUGCUUCAUUGGCAGUUUCUUGUUCUAGCAUGCAAUGUCGAAACAGCAACUUGAUGCUUGGAAAUGUUACUGCUCAACAGAGCAGUGCUGGAUGCAAUGUCAGUGCGUGUAGCUAUGGUGGUUUUGUCAAUGGCUCGAUUAUCACCAUGUUGUCCACAUCUCUCCAACCGCGAUGCCCAGGAGUGCAGCAAUUUCCUCCACUUAUAGCCCCACCUUCCUCAGUCAUCAAAUAUUCACCAUUUGCUCCAGCACCCGCCCCGCAGUCAGAGAUUGCUGGUUCACCCGCGUCUUCGGCGGUGCCAAGUACAAGUUCGCUUCCAGGAUUUAACCCUGCAACUGGUCCUACUGGAAGUGCUUCGGGUGCCUCUGCUGCUCGCUCAUUGAUGAAUCCUAUGGACAUUUUACCAGCUGUUGCGACAUUGCUUUUUUUUGUCAAGUUGAUGAUCUUUGAUUCAUCGUGAUUCCACGAGGGUGGCGACCACGAGACAAUGAGGGGUUUUGUUACAUUGAUGUUGCUAUGGCCUGGUCAGAUUGGUUUCCUCUCUCGUCCGCUGUAUCCUGUAUCUAUGUGUUUUCUUUUCCUUUUUGGUGCCUUAUUUAUUAUUCUGUGGGAUUGGACUUGAUUUUUUUAUGUGGAGAUGUGAGACUCUUUCGCAGUAAUUUGUAUCUUUGAUUCAAGGAAGGAACCUGUUUUCUUGUUA
Rhodamnia argentea is the source of this 2030-nucleotide messenger RNA. Its product is annotated as lysM domain-containing GPI-anchored protein 1-like. NCBI's taxonomy places the organism in Eukaryota, Viridiplantae, Streptophyta, Magnoliopsida, Myrtales, Myrtaceae. The record is from RefSeq and is a predicted model, not a curated record. The coding region runs from base 522 to 1790 and encodes 422 amino acids. The transcript is spliced from 5 exons.